GGAAGUUCACGACAGAUCACGAGCGACAACACUGUAACAUUAAGGGAAUGACGGCACUCCGGCACGCUUCUCAUCUGGUGACGAGUGUUGGUGUUUGUCAAAUGCAGCUGUUCAGCUUUUAUUUUAAGAGACAGGGGGAGGCUAAUCGCUCGCCAAGUUACCGGAGUGAUUAAAAAUCCGAGACCAUGUCUGCAAUCAAGCUUGCCCUGCAGCAGAACCAGAAGAGGGACAAGAGGAAAACCACAGAAGCCAAGGCGGCCGAAGUGUCUCCGGACUCAAAGUGUCCCAUCUGCUUGGAUGUCUUUAACAACAUUGCCUACCUGGAUAUCUGCCUGCACAAAUUCUGUUUUCGCUGCAUCCACGAGUGGUCCAAGAACAAGGCUGAAUGUCCCUUAUGCAAGCAGCCAUUUAAUUCCAUUUAUCACAGCAUAAAAUCGGAGCAAGACUUUAAACAGUACGACUUGAAGCCGGUUACUAAUGGAUCAUUUGGGAUGUUUGGCGGUGUACGCUUUAGAUACCGUACCACUGUUACCGGGGUACGGCGACAGCAGUGGGGAAGGACUUCUCCUCCUCCAGACAACGGCGUAAUGUUUGAAUCGACAGUCAAUCCUCCGGAGCAGCAGCAGACGCGUUACAUCCGGCGCAUGAUGAUGAGGAUGGCAGCCAAAAAGAAAGCAGCGAGCGAAGGCCGCACGUUGCACAAUAUCAGAGAGCUCGAAAUGGUCAACUUCCGGCGGGAACUUUACAGACAGGGGUUGAGAGUGCGCACUGUGCGCGACGGAGGACGUUCCCGAGACACCUCGGCUGAGUUCUAUCGCAAAAACCCCGCCUGCUUGCACAGACUUCUCCCUUGGCUAAAAAGAGAGCUUGUGGUGCUAUACGGUGCGCACGGCUCCCUGGUUAACAUCGUCCAGCACAUCAUCAUGUCACGCAUUACCCGUGUGGACAUGGAAGACAGAGCCAUCCAGGAAGAGCUCUGGCCGUUUCUGCAGGGCCGCACUGAUCACUUUCUGCACGAAUUCAUCAGCUUCGCAAAGUCCCCGUUUAACAUGGAAGCCUACGACCAACACGCCAUGUACGAUGGCUCGGCCCACUCCUCCAAUUCGGACAUCAGCUCCAACUCGUCUGUCAUAGCUCUUUCCGAGGAUGAGGGCUUGGACUUGGAGCCACCUAGAACCCCCGGUUACAGCACGUCUAAUCUGAGCCGCUCCCUGUGGGAUGACGAAACGCCAGGGCCGUCGUAUUCCACCACUGCGGAGCAGAGUGGAACGGGAAGGGAGUCUGUUCACGAUUCCGACUCGGACAGCAGCGUAGAGGAGGAAGCGCGCCAAAUUCCCACUUCUCCGCCGCAGCAAGGAAAUGCGACACGCAUUCAAGUCGAUGACUGUUUGUCUUCGGAAAGUGACGACUGUGUCAUCGUAGGUUUUAUUAAGCCGAGGACCCAAAGAACGCCCGAGCUGGUGCAGCUCUCCUCCGACGAGUAUUGGAGCGACGACGCUAAAGAAGUGCCACUCCUGCCCCAGCACAUUCGCUUCGACAGCAACAGUCCGUCAUCCUCGCCGAGGAGCGAGCCCGUCGACAUAGGCUGCCGCCGACACCUUGAUACCAAAGAAAAAUUAUGCACUCUAAAGUCGAAAGUAUGCAAGGCGUCGAGUGAGUCCGAGAGAAAGGACAGAGGCGGUUCUGAGCGAUCCAGCCGUAAACGCGACUGGAAGGACAGAAAGCACAAGAGUGGAAGGUCAAGCGCCAAGCCACGACGCCACAGCCGCAGUCCAUCGAACCGCCGCUCCAGAGAGAGAGACUAUUACUGCCCCAAUCGCAGGGAUGAGAAAUACGACCGUAAACUCAGAAGGAAAGAGAGCGACAUCUCCCAUCAGGCUAGCAGAAAACCUUCCCAACGACGCUAUCGCUCCAGGAGUCGCAGCAGUGAACCGAGGCGGCGGGAUGGGCAGAAGUCCAGGUCGAGCUCGCCGAGACGAUCUCACCUCGAAAAGCCCGCCGGCAAGAGGAAAUACAAAACCAGACACCUUGACGACCCCUCGUCCCCCAAAGACGACGACUACGCAACAGAGGAGAAAGAGGAAAGGAGUCUGAGUGUCCGCAGCAAACGACACAAGAAGAAGAGGAAGAAACACAAGAAGAAGAGCCGGCGGCACACGAGCACUGAGAAACAUUCGCCGACUCCGAUCACCAUCGAGAGCGGCAGUGAUCGUAGCGAUGACACACGGGCCGCAACCUCCAGCAAGGACCUCCGCUCCAUGGACGAUGCCGCACAUGAGCCAAUUAAUCAUUUUUGUGGCUUCAGCUUAUAGCUACAACUACCCCUCAUGUCACUGCCUGCAGUAUUUUGAAUGGUAUAGUAGCCGCUCGCCACGAUGCGAUACCGGCUGGGUUGGCUUCACCAGACGCAAAAUUCUCCUUUACGUCGUCAUACGGAAGAGUGGAACUGAUAAUGCGGAAUAAAUAUUCUCGACCGCCAAAUA
Syngnathus acus (greater pipefish) is the source of this 2483-nucleotide messenger RNA. It is a transcript of the gene toporsa, whose product is annotated as topoisomerase I binding, arginine/serine-rich a. The coding region runs from base 186 to 2312 and encodes 708 amino acids. The transcript is spliced from 2 exons. The record is from RefSeq and is a predicted model, not a curated record. NCBI's taxonomy places the organism in Eukaryota, Metazoa, Chordata, Actinopteri, Syngnathiformes, Syngnathidae. Gene Ontology annotation, molecular function: ubiquitin protein ligase activity. Gene Ontology annotation, biological process: protein monoubiquitination; protein polyubiquitination.